AUGAAUUUGCGCAAGAAUGAUGCAAUCACAGAUGAAGAACUUGAAGAACUAAUCGAGGAUGCAGCCGAAGAUAUAUUGGAAUCUAGAAGAAUUGAUGAUAAGAGACAACAUGAAUAUGAUGAGGCAGAUAGAACUGUCGACCGCAUGCUGCAAAGAAUUAAAAGACGUCAAGAAGAAGACAAUGAAGACGAUGAAGACGACAUGGAUUUCGUGCAGGAUCAGCAACCUGAAAGCGAUAUUGAGAUGGAUAUCGAUGAUGAAGAAUUAAAAGAUAUGAUUGAUGAAGUAGCCCGUGAGUUAGAUAGAUUGAGCCAACCCAUUGAAGAAGAAAUAAUGUUCAGCGUUGAAGAUGAAGACGAUGACUAUGAGGGUGAAUAUGAUGCAAAAGAAAUAGAAGAACUGCAAGAAGCAGAAGACGAACCGCAAGUAUAUCCUGGCGAGGAAGAUGAUGUUCGUGCAGGAGUGAGGUUUGAAGAAGUCCCCGUGUUGAGUACAACAGAUGAUUCAAAUAAAGACAAAAAAGGAGAACACAAAGUGGACGAUCAUUUUAUUCAAAUGGAGUCAAGUAUCGACCCACAGAUAGGAAUCGAACUGACAGACCAAGAUAUGGACAAACGUACUUACAACGAAAGAAGCCCAAGACUAAUUUGUUAA
Messenger RNA from Cylindrotheca closterium, 654 nucleotides. Lineage: Eukaryota; Bacillariophyta; Bacillariophyceae; Bacillariales; Bacillariaceae. The record is from the annotation of a GenBank genome assembly.